This is a messenger RNA of Bacillus rossius redtenbacheri, 1437 nucleotides long. Its product is annotated as chitinase-like protein Idgf4. The record is from RefSeq and is a predicted model, not a curated record. Gene Ontology annotation, molecular function: chitin binding; chitinase activity. The coding region runs from base 9 to 1295 and encodes 428 amino acids. Lineage: Eukaryota; Metazoa; Arthropoda; Insecta; Phasmatodea; Bacillidae. Gene Ontology annotation, cellular component: extracellular region. The transcript has 6 exons. Gene Ontology annotation, biological process: chitin catabolic process; carbohydrate metabolic process.
UCCCCGACAUGGCGCCGUGGCUACUGCUCCUGGCUGCCGCAUGCUGCCCGCUGGGCCUCGCCACCCAGCCACAGCUCUACUGCUACCACGACAGCCAGGCCUACUGGAGGAGAGGGAGCGCGCAGUUCAGGAUCCGUGACCUGGAGGAGAGCCUGGAGUACUGCGACAAGCUGGUGUAUGGCUUCGCUGUCGUCGAUCCCACCAGCUUCCAGGUGAAGCCCCUGGACAGCUUCCUGGACUCUGACGAGGGUCGGCAACACUAUCGCCACGUGACCAACCUCAAGAGGCCCUUCCCGGAGCUACAGGUGCUGCUGUCUAUCGGCGGGAGGGCGGACACGCAGCAGAGCAGCAAGUACCUCACCCUGCUGGAGAGCGCCGAGAACAGGACAGCGUUCAUCAGCUCGGCGCGUGCCAUGGUCAGAAGGUACGGCUUCGAUGGCGUGGAGCUGGCCUGGCCGUUCCCUGAGCUGCCGCCCUCACGUCGGGCGGGCUUCCUGGGUCGCUUCUGGGAGUCGCUGAAGGACUACCUGAGCGGGCGCUCCAAGGCUCGCCGCCAGAAGGAACUCCAGCACAGGAAUGGCUUCUCUGCGCUCGUCAGAGACUUGAAGGCGGUGUUGCAGCAAGACGACAUGCUCCUCACCGCCGUCGCCUAUCCUCUCGUCAACAACACCGCAUACUUCGACAUUGGCGAGGUGAUGCGGCACCUGGACGCUGUGGUGCUCAGGGCCUUCGACUUCACGACGCCCGACAGGAACCAUACGGCGGCCGACCUGACAGCGCCGCUGAACGCCACGGAGCACCCCGGCGUGCCGAUGUCUGUCGUGGGCAUGGUGCAGGAGUGGCUGAAGCACGGCGCCCCAGCCAGCAAGCUGGUGCUGGGAGUGCCGAGCUACGGCCGCACAUGGCAGGUGCUGGAGGCACCCGGGAACAAGUCGUUGCCGCUGGCCGCAGACGGUCCGGGCGAGGCCGGGCCCCUCACCAGGACACCAGGGCUGCUCGCAUUCACCGAGGUGUGCGGGAACCUGACCGACGGCUCGUGCCGCAUGACGCCCGUAAUGUCCCAGACGCAACGCGACACUCAGGUCGGCCUGCGUGCCUACUGCCGGGCCACCCGUACCUGGGUGGCGCUGGACGACCCCGAGAUGGCCGCUGCCAAGGCGCGGUACGCGCGUGACGCGUGCUUGGGCGGGCUGCAGCUCGUCGACCUGUCACUGGACGACUUCGCGGGCCGCUGCGGCCUGGGCGCCUACCCGGUGCUGAGCGAGGCUCGCUGUGCCCUGCGUGGCGACUGCUGACCUCCUGACUUGGGGUGGUCAAGACUACAACAGCUGUCUGCCUUGUGCUGCAACCAUGUGUUUAUACUCUUCUCUUGUUAUAGACUCUAUAUUACCUCAUGUCUAUUCCAUUCAUUGUUAUUAUAACAUCCUUUUCACAAAA